Molecule: messenger RNA, 4662 nt
Organism: Symsagittifera roscoffensis
Lineage: Eukaryota; Metazoa; Xenacoelomorpha; Acoela; Convolutidae
Product: ankyrin and armadillo repeat-containing protein-like
Exons: 3
Coding region: 180-4523 (1447 amino acids)
Molecular function (GO): protein binding
Source: RefSeq, a predicted model, not a curated record
GCGAAUUUUAUUGUGAACGUGCUGAAAACGAAAGUGCACGAUAUGAAUUUUAACUUUUGAUUUGAGAAAGCUCUAAGCAUUACUCGUUGAGUUUUUGAAAACAGAACAAAAAAAACAAUUCUUAUCUCUAACUCAAUGUGAUCUCAAACACUUAAUAUUUUCAAAAUUACCAUUGAAUUAUGUCAUCAUUGGAUUAUGUUGAAAAUGAUUCCGAGUUUUUCAAUCCGGAACAGGAGGCCGACAGCGCUCUUCAAGCGACACUCAACAAAGCUUACCACAUGUCUUCUAAUUUCUACAAACGAUUCCGAGACAAACUAGACAUUCAGCAGUUGUUCAGCUGCCAACACCACUCGUGGCUGCUCAACCAAUCAGAACUGAAGACGAACUUCAACGCACCACUCGGAUUGGCAAGCGAAACUAAACUAACUGAUAGUUAUAAUGAGUUCCUUCUUCUCGUGCCCCAAAAAGAAGACUACCCUCAUUUGGACUUCCGAGAGGUGCACCAGAUAGUACGUGAACUGACAAUCGGGAUGUUUGUGUUCAACCAGACCCCAAACAUCUCCCUUCUCUCAAACUUCGACAAGAGCACGUCAGUCUCAAUAUCCUCGCCCUACGUUGACACUCUAAUCGGCCAAGCUCUGGCUGCUGUGGAUUAUGAACUGAAAACAAUCUGGCAUGGGUCCCAUUUUGACAACAAAGAAAGUCGUCAGAAGUUUAAUGACAGGUGGAGAACGCUGGUCCAUUUGACAGCUGCUGGAGUUCCCAGGGAAAAGCUGGAUUUCCAGAAGAUUUUCACGACUCCUAGUGAAUCUACAGGAAACGGAAUAAAAGACAAGUCAUCUGUUCCCGUCUACGAGCACCUGUACGACAAUCCUCCUGUCUGCACCGACGAUGACAUGAAGCUGUUCAUGGAACACGAGGAAAGCUAUCUCAUGUACGGAAAAAUGCGCGUCUCUAAAGUAGAAACCUUCAAAAACCUGAUUUUGACCACUCCUGUUUUUGACGUGAACACAAUUGUCGAAGACCCUGACAUGUCAUUUGAGGUGUAUAAUCAAAUUCAAAGUCGAUUACGUCAUCAAGCGGAAGUUUCCCAGAUUGCGCUCGCGAAACGACUUGAAAUUCGGCGACAUUUGAUGUACCUGGAUUUAGUUGCAAGUCUGAUACCUCUUUUCACAGCUCUGAAGAAAAUUGGAAAAAUUAUCGACUUAAACCGGCUUUUGUCGAUAACAAACUUCGGAAGUUCUGAUGAAAUGAGAACUGACAAAGAGUUUCCACCUCAUAUUUUGGGUAAAAAUUUUAAAUGCAAGCACUUCAAUUUCAAAGACGACUAUUUUGGGCUGAAUGGUCGUAUGGGGUUUGACCCUGAAACGAAACCUGUUGAAAACUCCGAAGAUAAAUUGAGUUCAAGUUACGAAGAUUUGAUGAAAAAAGCAAAAAAGAACUUGGACGAACUUUUGGAGAACACGAACAUAUACGCUGACUCGUAUCCGGUACCUGUUCACACUGUGAAUGAACAAUACGUGAACUUAAUUCUGCUCGAAGCUGAGCCAUUCAGUACUGCAAACGGAACUGUGAAACCCAUUUGGGUGCAGAUCAUGUUAGAAGAAAAGGCAAAAAUUGAAGAAAAGAACGCAAAUGUCAAAGAUGAUGAAGUGAAAGAGUUUUUCAAGCGGAAAUACGGCUUCCAAAAAGCGAUGAAAUUGAUGAUUCCUUUCAACGGAGUUCGUGUAGCCGCUGAGUUAGGCUUAAUGACCGCUUUUCAACUAUUCAUCGAAAAAGGCAGCUCAAUAAUGCUUGUUAAAGAAGAUGAAAAAGGGCUGUCGCUGUUACACCUAGCAGCUAUCAAAAACCAAGUCAGUAUAUUGACUUACAUUCUAGGAAAAGGAGUAGACAUUGACGUUAGAAGAUAUCAGCAUUUUCAGAAACAAAAUGGCCCAACGGCUAUGCAUUUUGCAUGUAAACACGGCAGCAAUGAAAUUGUCGACUGCCUGCUCGCAGCCAAAGCAAAAGUGAACAUCCGCGAUUCUAACGGUUGGUAUGCCAUACACUGUGCUUCUUAUUACGACCAUCCGACAAUUCUUGAAAAGUUUCUAGCUCGUGAUGCUUCCCAAAUUGAUAUGGUGACCCAGAAUAAAAGCAAAGAAACGCCUUUGCAGCUAGCUGCAUCAUCGGGGGCUUUGAAAACAACCAAAAUUUUGCUCAAAAAUGGCGCCUCUUAUACAAAAACAACAACAAAAGGUGAUAACGUCAUUCAUUUGGCGGCUCUUAACGGACAUAACAACAUAGUUAAAUUUUACAUUGAAGAAAACUAUGAAGAUUUGCCUGUUUGGACUAUUUUGGUUGAAAUGAUAAACGAUUCCGAUACAGACAAAAUUGCUGCAUCUCUGAAAGUACUUGAGUUUUUAUCAACAGCCGAGGAUCAUUAUUGGAAACGAAUGCUAGAAGCUAAAGCUAUUCCAGCAUUAGUAAACCAAAUGCACUCGCAAAACGUAGACUUGAUUGCUCUAUCUUGCUCAAUUGUAAACAAUAUUUCCAGGCACCAUGACACCCGAGUUGCGCUGAGCGAAGCGAACUCGAUCUCCAUUCUGAUAAAGCUUCUCGGAUCUCAGGAGCCCGAUAUCCAAUCACGUUCGGCAAUCAUUCAAACAGACUUAGCCGAUCUUUCAAAAGAAGUCAGUGACGAAAUGCGAGAAAAAGGCGUAAUUGAAAAAAUGUUUGAAGUCUUGGACGAAGGAACGGUUGAAGAUGUUCUGAUAAACGUAAUGAUGAUGACGGUUCCUCUCUGUAAAGAAAACCCAGAUAACCAGUCUGCUUUUAUGGACAAUCGGAUUGACAUGAUCCAUUUGGAUCUCCUCGCAACUGAUUCUGAAGAUGUCAGAUCUGCUGCCGCAAACUCAGUCGCCGCGACUGUUCUGAACCACCGCGACAACCAAUGCGCUUUAGUGUACGCAGGAGUAUUGCCGCCGUUAAUGGACCUAAUGAAGGUCCGCAAUCUGCAGGUCCAAAUAGCAGGAGCUGGAGCUCUGGAAGCUCUGGCAACUAAUAACCCAGAUACACAAGCUAUUAUACUAGCACACGAUGGAUAUGUGCCGUUGAUAAAACUUCUUAAAGUUUGGUCCAUAAAAGUGAAAGAACAAGCUGCCUUCGCUCUUUGGGCAUUGGCUGGGCAAGCUUUGAUGCAACAGAAAACAGUUGCAGACGCUAUUGCGAUUCCUCAAAUCAUUGACAUGAUUCUUCUUCCUUCGGAUAAACUCAAAUACGUCGGAUCUCUUUGCUUAGAUUCGUACAGUCGAAAUGACGUUACAAUUCAGAACAAACUAGUUCAACAGAGCGCCAUCCCACCGUUAGUUCGACUGCUCAGAGCACCGAAGCUUACCCGAGACGUGCAUUUAGCAUGCAUUAAAGCUAUUGGCACUCUGUGCGUCGGAGUCGCAAACCGAAACAACGUAGUUACCCAAACAAAACUGGCUGACGAAUCGGCUAUUUCGUUGGUGUUAUCAUGCCUGGCGGAUCACAAAAAGGACGUCAUUAUGCGAGUCGAAUCCGCCUACACGUUGUCCAAAUUAGUUUUGAACAACAGCAAAAACUUAGAAAUGUUGAAGUCGUGUAAGAAGUUCAGUUAUUCGGAAGUUUUGGGAUUCAUGAACGAUCGGGAUAUGUCAGUAGCAAAGAUUGCGGGUUUGGCCAUUUCUACUUUUGCUUUUAACAACACAAAAGAACAAUUUGCAAUCAAAAACGCUGGCGGUGUGUCGAUGAAGCAUUUCCAGAAAUUUUUGGAUCACCCCGACCAAACAUUCCAAGCUACAGGUGCGUUUCUGACUGCUGUUUUGGCUAAACUGAUUGUCGACAGAGACCAAAUUAGCCUAACAAGCCAUUCGGUUAAUCUGCUAUCUGAACUGCUCAAAUCAAGGAAUGAACAGGCUGUGAUCAAGUCUUCGGGAUAUAUUGCGAGUCUGUGUCACACGAGAGCAGGUAUCCCCCAAGUCUUCGUGACCUUGGGAGUCGUCGAACAAUGCGUGAAAAACUUGCAAUCAACUUCAAAUCUAGAGGUCAAAAGAGCGUCUGCAAAUGCUUUGGGUUAUUUGACAUUCAACGCAUUAGCGUCAAGAGUUCUCUUCGCCACAUGUAGAGCACGUCCGAUGCUGUUCACGGAACUAAUGGAGAAUCUCGAAGCCGACGCUAAAAUAGCCGAAAAGUUUGUCGAGAACUUCAACAUGGAAAUGUCUACAGGAUGUCCAAUGCACCAUUUAGAGGUCAUGGGAGGUCCGCCGGUCAAAACACGAAGCACGUAUAGCGCAUCAGGUGAUUCCACUAGACCAAGUACAAGAUCGUCGGCGAUUACAAAGUCGCGACCUACCACUUCGGGAACACAAAGAGCCGGAACAGCUUCGGGUGCACGUGAUCAGAGGUCCAUGAAGUCACGAGCGAUGACCUCUACUCCAACUCUUGGGAGACCAAUGAUGCGACCAGCUACAGCUGUUGUGAGAACAGGAAAAAGCGUUAAGAUAAUAGCUGAUCUUUAACACUAUCAUCAACUUUUGAUCAGAAAACUUCAAAUGUAAAUAAUAAACUAUCUGAAAAAACUGAAGAUUAACUAAAUUCCUAUUUUAACACAGAAAUUAACACAUUGUGUGGAAAACUGUUUUCAUAUGGAAUUGCAAA